GCCUGUGUGUUUGACAGCUACAACCAGGAAACGGAGCGGGCACGAGCGACACCGCGGAGAGCCAAUCAGAGCGCAGGACGCGGUUGCGCUCGUCCAAUAGCGUUCGAGAGGAGGCGGUGCCGCGUUGGUGACGUAAAAGACAGAGUGGACUUUUCUUUUCUGGUCGCAGCGGCUAAAGCUUCCACAGAUCCUGAGAACAACAGACCAGCAAGGAUGGGAUUACUUGUCACCGUCCUGCUGCACUGGAUGAAAGUCUGAGGCAAAGUCGAGCAGACCAAAGCAAACUCUAGAAGAUAAGACAACUAAAGUUAUAAGGGGCCAUGCCGUGUGUCCAGACCCAGUGCGGCUCCUCUCCCCAAGGCGCCAGCCCGGCCUCUCAGAGCGCCGGCGGAGAGCGCAGCUGUGACUUCCUCACCCCGGAGUUUGUCAAGUUCAGCAUGGACCUCACCAACAGCGAAAUCUCGGCUGCGACAUCAGGUCCCGGUUUUGCCACUUUGGGGGACUCUUACGGCUCCGGCUACGACGUGAAGCCGCCGUGUCUCUUCCAGAUGCCGAUGCAAGGGGAGCUUCCGUGCGUAAAGGUGGAGGAUGCGCACCGGUAUCAGCCGAGCCAGCAUCAUCAAUCCGAGGAGCUGCUCUCCUCCCCGGGCUCUGUUUAUUAUUACCGCUCUCCUUCGCCACACGCACCCAACUUCCAGACUCCACCGGGGCACUUAUGGGAGGACUCCGGCUCUCUGUACAGUUUUCGACAGGACUAUUUAGCCGCAGCGCACAGGAAAAACUCUCUCUCCAGGUUCUCGCUUUUUUCGCUCAAACACGCGCAGCAGCAGAGCUUCCCCACCUGCCAGAUGAAAUUUGACGGGUCUCUCCACGUGUCCAUGAACCUGGACGCAGCCGGGGCGCACCAGCCGCUGGACGGCUCCGGGGUUUUGGGCUCCACCGCGCUCGGGAAGCAGCACGGAGUGGGGUUUCCUCACCCGCUCCAGCUCGGUCACCGCUUCAUGGACUACCAGACGUCGUCAGGCGCCGGCAGAGUGGCGCUGAGCACUGAGGGGCUGUGCGCGGUGUGCGGCGAUAACGCAGCAUGCCAGCACUACGGAGUGCGCACCUGCGAGGGCUGCAAGGGUUUCUUCAAGCGCACUGUACAAAAAAAUGCCAAAUAUGUGUGUCUGGCUGCCAAAAGCUGCCCUGUGGACAAACGCAGGAGGAACCGAUGUCAAUACUGUCGCUUCCAGAAGUGCCUUGCGGUGGGAAUGGUCAAAGAAGUGGUGAGGACGGACAGUCUGAAAGGCCGAAGGGGUCGCCUGCCGUCCAAACCGAAAGCCGUCUCGGACUCGUCUUCACCCGGCAGCACCCUUCUGAGCGCCCUCAUCAAGGCACAUGUGGAAUCGAAUCCUCCACCUUCCCUGCUUGAAUGCUUUAAAAUCAAGGAGAGCCCUGGCAGCCCGCUAGAGGACGACGCUCAGCACGUGCGGCAGUUUUACGACCUCCUGACGAGAUCGAUGGAGGUGAUUCGAGGUUGGGCACAGAAGAUCCCAGGUUUCACCUCCUUACCCAAACACGACCAAGACCUCCUCUUCUACUCGUCUUUCCUGGAGCUCUUUGUUUUACGACUGUCGUACAGAUCCAGCCCAGAGGAAGGGAAGCUGAUCUUCUGCGACGGCUCGGUGUGGCACCGGCUCCAGUGCCUGCGAGGCUUCGGGGAGUGGAUUGACAGCAUCGUUGAGUUCUCCGCUAAUUUGCAGAGGAUGAACCUGGACGUGUCCACCUUCUCCUGCAUCUGCACCCUCGCCCUGGUCAACGAGCGACACGGCCUGAAGGAGCCGAAGAAGGUGGAGGAGCUGCAGAACAACAUCGUCAAGUGUCUGAAGGAGGGAGACGGAGGCUCGCACUGCUGGUCCAACCACCUGUCCAGACUUUUGGAAAAACUGCGCGAGCUCCGCACUCUGUGCAUCCAGGGCCUGCAGAGGAUCUUCUACCUGAAGCUGGAGGAUCUGGUGCCGCCGCCCGCCAUCAUAGAUAAGUUAUUCCUCGACACGCUGCCAUUUUAAAAGACACGAGAGGACACACAUGGGGGGGAGUUUUGUUUUUUUUUCCCCCAUCCACUUGUUUUGUUUUAAUCUCAGGAGUCAAUCCUGACAGUUUGACGUCUGUGCACUGCAUAAAAAACAUUUUUUCCUCAUCAGAUUUCCUCAAAACAAAUUAAAAGAUGGAAGAGUUGUGACCACUUAUCUGUAAAAUCCUCCUUAAUAUCAGCCAGAAUUGAAACAGUGACGGGGACGUUUUCACUGUGCUGAUCACAGGAGGCUCAAAAGGACCAAUUUUACUGCUCAUUUAUAUUCCUACUUUAUUUUAUUUGAUAUAUGUUUAACAGAUUAAAGAGCCUGUUUGACUCCAUCUGACAUUUUCUGCCUCACACUCUGUAUACAGGUGGUUUUAUAGGGAUUUCUUAACACAUAUUAGCGAUUAAUAUAUUAAUAUUCAUUAGGCUGUUGUGUUCUCAGAGUGCUAAACUGUCAUUGUCCAUGUUUUAAUAAAUAAAUGACCCUUAAUACUG
Acanthopagrus latus (yellowfin seabream) is the source of this 2557-nucleotide messenger RNA. Its product is annotated as nuclear receptor subfamily 4 group A member 2-like. The coding region runs from base 321 to 2051 and encodes 576 amino acids. Lineage: Eukaryota; Metazoa; Chordata; Actinopteri; Spariformes; Sparidae. The transcript has 9 exons. Gene Ontology annotation, molecular function: zinc ion binding; RNA polymerase II cis-regulatory region sequence-specific DNA binding; nuclear receptor activity. The record is from RefSeq and is a predicted model, not a curated record. Gene Ontology annotation, cellular component: transcription regulator complex; nucleus. Gene Ontology annotation, biological process: regulation of transcription by RNA polymerase II; central nervous system neuron differentiation; cellular response to corticotropin-releasing hormone stimulus.